UGAGCAAAUGAUUAGUUUUAGGAGGAUGGACUAUAACAUUGAAUCAAUUACAAAAUGCGGGGUUUGAGCCCAUUACUGUUGGAGCUUGAGGGAGAGAAACAAACAGGAGCUGCGGGCGAGUGCUGGAGGCUUGGGGCUUACUUUUUACUCCGAGCAUAGGAUUUUCCUUGCCAAGUGACAUAGGAGAAGGUCUCAGGAGCUAUGGGGACCUCCCACCAGGCCUUUGUGGUCCUCAGCUGUCUCCUCACAGGGCCGAGCCUCACCCUCUGCCAGCUCUUAUUACCCUCGAUCCUUCCGAAUGAGAACGAGAAGGUUGUGGCGCUGAAUUCGUCCUUUUCUCUGAGAUGCUUUGGGGAGAGUGAAGUGAGCUGGCAGCACCCCAUGUCUGAAGAAGAGGACCCCAACGUGGAAAUCAGAAACGAGGAGAACAACAGUGGCCUCUUUGUGACUGUGCUGGAAGUGGUCAACGCCUCGGCGGCCCACACCGGAUGGUACACUUGCUAUUACAACCACACUCAGACAGACGAGACCGAGAUCGAGGGCAGGCACAUUUACAUCUACGUGCCAGACCCGGAUAUGGCCUUUGUGCCCCUCGGGAUGACGGAUUCUUUAGUCAUCGUGGAGGAGGAUGACUCUGCCAUCAUACCUUGUCGAACCACAGACCCGGAGACCCAAGUAACUUUGCACAAUAACGGUAGGCUGGUGCUUGCCUCGUACGACAGCAGGCAGGGCUUCAACGGGACCUUCAGCGUGGGACCGUACAUCUGUGAGGCCACUGUCAAGGGGAGGACGUUCAAGACUGGAGAAUUCAACGUUUAUGCAUUGAAAGCGACGUCGGAGCUGAAUCUGGAGAUGGAAGCCCAGCAAACUGUGUACAAGUCAGGGGAGACAAUCGUGGUGACCUGUGCUGUCUUUAACAAUGAGGUGGUUGACCUUCAGUGGACUUACCCUGGAGAAGUGAGAAACAAAGGCAUCACCAUGCUGGAAGAGAUCAAACGGCCAUCCAUCAAACUGGUGUAUACUCUGACGGUCCCCAAGGCCACUGUGAAAGACAGUGGAGAUUAUGAAUGUGCUGCCCGCCAGGCCACUAAGGAGGUCAAGGAAAUGAAGAAAGUCACCAUUUCUGUCCACGAGAAAGGCUUUGUUGAGAUCAAGCCCACCUUUGGCCAGCUGGAAGCUGUCAACUUACAUCAGGUCAGAGAGUUCGUGGUGGAGGUGCAGGCCUACCCGACUCCCAGGAUAUCCUGGCUGAAGGACAACUUGACUCUGAUUGAGAAUCUCACUGAGAUUACCACUGAUGUGCAGAAGAGCCAGGAGACAAGGUAUCAAAGCAAAUUAAAGCUGAUCCGGGCUAAGGAAGAAGACAGUGGUCAUUAUACCAUUGUCGUUCAAAAUGAAGACGAUGUGAAGAGUUACACGUUUGAGCUGUCAACUCUAGUUCCUGCAUCCAUCCUGGAGCUCGUGGACGACCACCAUGGCUCCGGCGGGGGGCAGACUGUGAGGUGCACAGCUGAAGGCACGCCCCUUCCGGACAUCGAGUGGAUGAUCUGCAAGGAUAUUAAGAAAUGUAAUAACGACACUUCAUGGACAGUUUUGGCCAGCAAUGUCUCAAAUAUCAUCACCGAGUCCCAUCGCCGAGGCAGGAGUACUGUGGAGGGGCGAGUGUCCUUUGCCAAAGUGGAAGAGACCAUCGCAGUUCGAUGCCUGGCAAAGAACAACCUUGGCACUGGCAACCGAGAGCUGAAGCUGGUGGCUCCCACCCUGCGUUCUGAACUCACAGUGGCGGCCGCCGUGCUGGUGCUGUUGGUGAUUGUCAUCGUCUCUCUCAUUGUCCUGGUUGUCAUUUGGAAGCAGAAGCCACGGUAUGAAAUCCGUUGGAGAGUCAUUGAGUCAAUCAGCCCCGAUGGGCACGAGUACAUUUAUGUGGACCCGAUGCAGCUGCCUUAUGACUCCAGAUGGGAGUUCCCGAGGGAUGGACUGGUGCUUGGUCGGAUCUUGGGAUCUGGUGCAUUUGGGAAAGUGGUUGAAGGCACAGCCUACGGAUUAAGCCGGUCCCAGCCUGUUAUGAAGGUGGCUGUGAAGAUGCUCAAACCCACUGCCAGAUCCAGUGAAAAGCAGGCUCUCAUGUCUGAGCUGAAGAUAAUGACUCACUUGGGACCACACUUGAACAUUGUGAAUUUGCUGGGGGCCUGCACCAAGUCAGGCCCCAUUUACAUCAUCACUGAGUACUGCUUCUAUGGGGAUUUGGUCAACUAUUUGCAUAAGAAUAGAGAUAGCUUCAUGAGCAGACACCCAGAGAAGCCAAAGAAAGACCUGGACAUCUUUGGAUUGAACCCUGCAGAUGAGAGCACAAGGAGUUAUGUGAUUUUAUCUUUUGAAAACAAUGGUGACUACAUGGACAUGAAGCAAGCCGACACCACACAGUAUGUCCCCAUGCUUGAAAGGAAAGAGGUUUCUAAGUACUCCGACAUCCAGAGAUCGCUGUAUGACCGGCCAGCCUCCUACAAGAAGAAAUCUAUGCUAGACUCAGAAGUCAAAAACCUCCUUUCAGAUGACGACUCCGAGGGUCUGACCUUGCUGGAUUUAUUGAGCUUCACCUAUCAAGUGGCCCGAGGAAUGGAAUUUUUGGCUUCGAAAAACUGCGUCCACCGGGACCUGGCUGCCCGCAAUGUCCUUCUGGCCCAAGGGAAAAUCGUGAAGAUCUGUGAUUUUGGUCUGGCCAGAGACAUCAUGCAUGAUUCUAACUACGUGUCAAAAGGCAGCACUUUCCUGCCUGUGAAGUGGAUGGCACCCGAGAGCAUCUUCGACAACCUCUACACCACGCUGAGUGACGUCUGGUCUUAUGGCAUUCUGCUCUGGGAAAUCUUUUCCCUUGGUGGCACUCCCUACCCUGGCAUGAUGGUCGAUUCUACUUUCUACAAUAAGAUCAAGAGCGGAUACAGGAUGGCCAAACCCGACCACGCCACCAGUGAAGUCUAUGAGAUCAUGGUGCAGUGCUGGAACAGUGAGCCAGAGAAGAGACCCUCCUUCUACCAACUGAGCGAGAUCGUGGAGACUCUGCUGCCUGGACAGUAUAAAAAGAGCUAUGAAAAGAUUCACCUGGACUUCCUAAAGAGUGACCAUCCGGCUGUGUCACGCAUGCGUGUGGACCCUGACAAUGCAUACAUUGGCGUCACUUACAAAAAUGAAGACGACAAGCUGAAGGACUGGGAAGUCGGCUUGGAUGAGCAGAGGCUGAGUGCAGACAGCGGCUACAUCAUUCCUCUGCCGGACAUCGACCCUGUUCCGGAGGAGGAAGACCUGGGCAAGAGGAACAGACACAGCUCCCAGACCUCGGAAGAGAGUGCCAUCGAGACAGGCUCCAGUAGUUCCACCUUCAUCAAGAGAGAGGACGAGACCAUUGAGGACAUCGACAUGAUGGAUGACAUCGGUAUAGAUUCCUCAGACCUGGUGGAGGACAGCUUCCUGUAACCGGCAGGUUUGGGCCUUAUCUUCUACUCCCGGAGCCUCCUUGGGAUCCCUUUAAGAAAACCACUUCAUUGCAAUGCAGAGGUUGACAAGCAGACCUGGGUGAUGUGGAAAGAGAAGUUCCCAGCCAAGGGCCUCAGGGGAGCCUCUGUGGAUUGAACUUUGUCCGUGUUGCCUCUUGCAAUGCGUCAGUAGCAUCUCAGCGGUGUGUGAAGUUUGGAGAUGGACGGACAGGGCACUAACAGGCCACAGAACACAAGCUUUGUGUUUCCAGGGCAUUUGGUGAGACUCCC
Molecule: messenger RNA, 3761 nt
Organism: Acomys russatus (golden spiny mouse)
Lineage: Eukaryota; Metazoa; Chordata; Mammalia; Rodentia; Muridae
Gene: Pdgfra
Product: platelet derived growth factor receptor alpha
Exons: 23
Coding region: 202-3471 (1089 amino acids)
Biological process (GO): multicellular organism development; protein phosphorylation; embryonic cranial skeleton morphogenesis
Cellular component (GO): signaling receptor complex
Molecular function (GO): ATP binding; platelet-derived growth factor alpha-receptor activity; platelet-derived growth factor binding
Source: RefSeq, a predicted model, not a curated record